ACUUACUCACCAGCACUUCGCUCUUACUCAGACUUUCUCACAUUGACUGACUGUAAAAAGGUUAGGCAGAGAAAAUUAUGAAACACUAUUAUGAUGUCAGUUAAUCUUGGGGUUUGCUUUAGAAUUAUAUCAGGAACCUGGUUUACUGAAAUGUUGCGGGAAGGAUUUAGAUUUUCCGGAUACAAUAGAGUUCAGCAGAAGGUUGCGCACUUUGGAUUAAAGACAAAGAAAGUGCGGAGUGCCAAAGAAUGUCUUCUCUUCCACUAAAACAGGCUCAGAGAGAGAGAGUUGUUGUUGUUGUUGUUGUUUGUUUGUUUGUUUUUCCAAAUCAGGUGCAAGAUAUUUUUUUUUCUUUCUUUUUUACAACAACAAAACUGUUGGAUUUCGUGCACCAUUUCCUCCUCACGCAUUACAGCCGCCUUAUCUCUCAGAAAUACCAUUACAUUUCAACAACGCCUGUCAGGAGGAGGAGUGGUCCCGGAGACGGAAUGUAGGCGUGGGUUUGUGGAUUUCCACACAACAGUUGAUAGUCAAAAACCGGGAGGACCGCCUGAGCCAUCACACGCAGGAGGCGCUCCGUGAAGUUGCGUACAGGUCGGGAGCAAGUUUCUCUUUGCGCUCGGAGAAAAAAAAAACGGACCUGGUGAAGAGAGAGGACUCUUAACAGACAUUACCUGCUUUCUGAAGGAACAUCGGUGGUGCGCGCUGAGAGCCCCGACCUGCACGACAUGAUGAGGUCUUUGUUGAGUGGACGGUAGUUUUAAAGCUGCUGCUGUCAAAGAAGAGGCAUUUCUUGCUUUUUCAAUCGGACUGUUGUUCUCUGACAGCUGCUUUUUCAAUGUGGGAUACAUUUUUGGUGCUUUUGCCAGGCUGAAAUCUUCCAGGGUCAGGACCUCCCUCAUGGCAGCCUUGCUCCUCGGGCUGCUGCUUUUUGCAAUGCAGUCUCCUUCUCUCCCCUCGCGCCCGCUGGCGGUCGGGCAGCCACCCUCACCUCCCACCUCCUCACCCACUGACAACGGGACCACCAGCCACCCCAACGGAACCCUCCAGCAACUUCCUCAGAUUAUAAUUAUUGGGGUGAGGAAGGGAGGCACACGGGCAUUGAUUGAGAUGCUCAGUCUACACAGCUCUGUGGCAGCAGCUCAGAAUGAGGUUCACUUUUUUGACUGGGAGAGCCACUUUCAAAAGGGCUUGCCUUGGUAUAUCAGCCAGAUGCCUUACGCCUUUCCUGACCAGCUGACAGUGGAAAAGACGCCAGCCUACUUCACCUCCAGUAAAGUCCCUAAACGCAUCCAUCAGCUGAAUCCAAACAUCAAGCUGCUGCUCAUUCUUAGAGACCCCACAGAGCGGGUGCUCUCGGACUACACCCAGGUCUUUUACAACCGACUCCAGAAGCACAAGCGCUACCAGCCCAUUGAAUCUGUGCUGGUAAAGGAUGGUGAGAUAAACCUGGGAUACAAGGCUCUUAACCGCAGCCUGUACUACAUUCACAUGCAGAACUGGCUGCAGUACUUCCCCCUGGAGAACAUCCAUGUAGUUGAUGGGGAUGAGUUGAUCAGGGAUCCCUUCCCUGAAAUGAAAAAAGUGGAAAGGUUCUUGAAGCUGGAGCCUCAGAUAAACGCUUCAAAUUUUUAUUUCAAUAAAACUAAAGGAUUUUAUUGUUUGAGAGACCAUGGGCGAGAAAGGUGUUUACACGACUCAAAAGGCAGGGCUCACCCUCACGUGGCUCCUGCCAUCCUGCAAAAACUCUACCAGUUCUUCCACGAACCCAACAAGAAGUUCUUUGAGCUGGUGGGACGAACAUUUAACUGGAAAUGAACCAGUCUGAGUCUCAGUGUAGUUAUUUGGGUAUACUUUCCUUGAAUGGUCCUGCUUUUCUCCCUAAUAACAUAGAUGAAGGGAUGAAGCUAAUGUAAAUUUCAACGAAAUCUAUUUUUGUAGUAAGUUUCUAACAGGAGUGUGAUCGAGCCAAAUAUCAGGGCAGAAUGCAGGUUUUCUUUUUCAUUUAACUGAAAUUCUGUGCCGUUAGACACACACAACAUCAGUCACAUUGUCUCAUCAGAGCAGACUGCUUCACAUUUUAGACAUUCCCAGUUAAUAUUUAAGAUAAGCACUGAAAAGUUUAAUGUUCUCGAACUCUCUUUUAUCACUAUGUGUUAUGAAAUUAUUAGCAGUUAACAGCAUUUAGAGCUCUGAAGGAAUUUACCUGCUGCUACGACUUUUUUAUGUUUAGUCACUUUCAGGCACACGCCAUACUGGACAUGCAUUUGUUAUUUGUGUUACUUUACAGUCAGUUAUGUAAAUGCGGUGUGGACAAAUGAUAUUGCUAAUCCUGACUGUGUAAUGUAAAUAUUUUUUAAAUUGAGGAAUUAAUAACAUAAUAAAGAUGUUUUAUUUUUAGCAUGCCUGCUACUUUCCCUCCUCACCCCCAUUGGUUUUUGUCAGUUUUUAUUCAUCAAUUUUGUAUCGUUUUGAUGUGUAAUUUGUCUUAGAUGCUUAUAGAAUGACUAAAGUCAAUAUUUCCCACCAGCUGACUGUGUGAGCAAGUCACGCAAAUCAUAAACGGACAUUUUGAACAUUUCAUUCAUGCUGUCGCAUAAACAUUAAAACAAUGGUGCAACUUUA
Molecule: messenger RNA, 2625 nt
Organism: Melanotaenia boesemani (Boeseman's rainbowfish)
Lineage: Eukaryota; Metazoa; Chordata; Actinopteri; Atheriniformes; Melanotaeniidae
Gene: hs3st1
Product: heparan sulfate (glucosamine) 3-O-sulfotransferase 1
Exons: 2
Coding region: 901-1818 (305 amino acids)
Molecular function (GO): [heparan sulfate]-glucosamine 3-sulfotransferase activity
Source: RefSeq, a predicted model, not a curated record